Penicillium longicatenatum is the source of this 846-nucleotide messenger RNA. RefSeq names its product proteasome regulatory particle lid subunit rpnL (gene rpnL). Gene Ontology annotation, cellular component: cytosol; proteasome regulatory particle; proteasome regulatory particle, lid subcomplex. The record is from RefSeq and is a predicted model, not a curated record. NCBI's taxonomy places the organism in Eukaryota, Fungi, Ascomycota, Eurotiomycetes, Eurotiales, Aspergillaceae. The transcript has 2 exons. The coding region runs from base 1 to 846 and encodes 281 amino acids. Gene Ontology annotation, biological process: proteasome-mediated ubiquitin-dependent protein catabolic process.
AUGUCCGACCUCAACACCCUUGUCCCGGAGCUACAGAACGCUCUUGAGCGCAAACAGCUCGACGCCGCCAACGGUCUUCUCAGCAAAGCCAAGCGCGCCCUUCUCACCCAAAAUGCCUUGAUCCCGACUCCCUCCACAACCCCUCAGCUUGUCGUCGUCGCCCGGCAGGUACUUGAGCUUGGCGCCCUCGUCUCGAUCCGACAAACUGAUGCCCAGACUUUCACACGAUAUUACCAACAGCUGCAGCCUUUCUACGACCUCGAGCGUCACGUCGGUGGGCCUGAACAACCAUCAUCUCAAGUCGAUUUCAGCACAAGCCAGCGCAGCAAGAUCACAGGAUUGUACUUGUUGCUCCUGUUGAGCAGUGGUGACAGUGCCAACUUCCACACUGUGUUGGAGGGACUGGUGGAAGAGGCUAGCUUGAAGGGUGGCCGCAUUGAAGAUGAUACUUACAUCAAGUACCCCGUCGAGCUUGAGCGGAACUUGAUGGAGGGUAGCUAUGAUAAGGUGUGGCGGGAGACGAAGUCCGAGCGCGUGCCAGAUGAAGAUUUCGGCCUGUUCUCUAAUGUUCUUAUCGGCACUAUUCGCAGCGAGAUUGCAGACUGCUCGGAGAAGGCCUACCCCUCCCUCCCUAUCUCCAACGCCAAGAACCUUCUGUUCCUCGAGUCGGAGGGCGCAGUCAUCGAGUUUGCUCAGCAGCGUGGAUGGAUUCUUCGCGACGGACGGAUAUACUUCCCUGUUGAGCCCGAGACGGCAACUAGGUCCGAGAAGGACAUCCUGGUGGCCAGUGGCACCGUGAUCGAGAAUACACUAGGCUACGCUCGGGAGUUGGAGACAAUUGUUUAA